UAUAUAUCACACCGUUAUUGUUAAUAUUAUUAAAAUAAGUAAUAAAAUAUUUACCUCUUUAAUUUCCUCACUUCUCUCAAUUCAUAACAUUUAAACCCCAAAAAUAGUAAGAAGUAUAUAUAAAAAAACGGAGAAUAAAAAAUAAAAAAUAAUAAAGAGUACUAGCUAACACAUAUAGCAGAAGAUUACCCCAUCAUGAACAACAACCCGUUGAGCCCAGACGACGACGUUUCGCCAAAUCUAGGCGGGUUCAGAUACGGAAUAGGAGUCUCAGUUGGAGUUUUGAGUGUAAUCAUAAUCGUAACCCUGUUAUCCUACUUCUGCACCCGAAGGACUCGCUUAUCCAGGUCCCCAAACAGGACCGCAGCCCUCGUGGUUAUCACAAAUAGUAGUAGCGACGACUUUGAUCAAGAUCAUAAUCACAAUCAUAAUCAUCAGGUCGAGCAAGGGUUAGACGACGCUGUUUUGGAGAGCUUUCCUAAGGUUAUGUACAAUCAGACUAAGGUCCACACGAUUAAGGGAUCCAACGGUCGAAAUCAUCACCAGUCGUCUACUACGUCGGAUUCUAGUUGCUCUAUAUGCUUGGCCGAUUAUAACGACUCUGAUUUGCUCCGGUUGUUGCCCGAUUGCGGUCAUCUCUUUCAUUUGACCUGCGUUGACCCUUGGCUACGUCAGCAUCCUACGUGUCCUAUUUGUAGGAACUCACCCAUUCCCACUCCGUUGACCACUCCCUUGGCCGAGGUCGCUCCCUUGGCCUCCCGUCGAGAUUGAAAUUUGUUUAUAAUAAUCUACGAAGGCAUGACCUCUUUUUUUGUUCUUCUUUCUUCAAUAUAUUUUUUUUUUAUUUUUUAUUUUUAUUCAUUUUGCUAGAAUUUUAUGUAGAUGAUGUUAGAUUUAUAUUAUCCCGUUCUUUUUUAAGAUGGGAUUAUAUGAAAUUGGUUGGUUAGUUCAGAAUGAUUACAUGCAGGGGUGAAUUAAUUUGAUCAAUUAAAUUU
Cannabis sativa is the source of this 995-nucleotide messenger RNA. RefSeq names its product RING-H2 finger protein ATL70-like. The transcript has a single exon. The record is from RefSeq and is a predicted model, not a curated record. Bases 196 to 771 code for a protein of 191 amino acids. NCBI's taxonomy places the organism in Eukaryota, Viridiplantae, Streptophyta, Magnoliopsida, Rosales, Cannabaceae.